ACCUACCCCCUCGGCUCCCAGCUGCACCUUGUCCCCUCCAGGGCUCUGCCCGGGGCAUCCCUCCGGCCCGUCCCACGCGGAAAGGGGCCUCGGGGGGCCCGGCUCCUAUCCUGCCCGGCUGAUGGCAUGGGUUCGGGGCGUGUCCUGCCUCCAGGACCGCCUUCGCACUUGCCAAGCCUUCCCACCUGAGGCGGGAUCACUGGCACCCCGGGGACCCGAGGGGGCUGGCCCGACUUCCACUUUCCUUCCGUUCCCCGGCUAGGUCCUAGCUUUUGGCUGGCACGCUGAAGGGAGGCUGCUUUGGCCGGCUGUCAAGGGCAGGACCUGAGCAGAACCAAGGUCCAGAGAUGUUUAGUAACUUGCCUAAUGUCACACAGGUAGAACCGGGAUUUAAGCCCAAGUCCUAUGAAUGUAAAUCAGGUGGCUUUUUCCAACUGUAAGGGACUGGCUCCCACAGCAGCCCAGUAAGACCAAGAAGCUGAUGUUAAACGACUUGACUGUGAAUCUGGAUAAAAAUAAAAACCAAACCUCUGACGAAGUUUAAGUUGACUUUUACAUACUGCUUUAAGUUUGUCGAAGUGCUUUAACUUCAUAUUUGAUCCUUAGAAGAACCUCGUGAGGAAAUAAUCCCUUUGACAGCUGUGUGGAAGGAGAAUCGGAGUGGAGAGAGACCAAUUAUGAGCCUCUCACAGUAGUUCAGGCAUUCUUCCCUGGUUACAAUGCUAAGGCUGCUUGUGUUUGGGGUGCUACUUCGUGACAUUCUGGGGAGCAACCGAGAUGAAAUUUCUCACCCAAAAGACUUUCCGGGAGCAUUGCCAUCCACCUACUGGAGCCUCCACUUGCCCGAAGAGCACAUUCCUUACUUUCUUCACAACAACAGACAUCUUGCUGCAGUCUGUGACAAAGAUCCUCGAUGCCCUUAUAAAAAACAUUUAAAGCAUCUUGAAUCCUGCUGGGGUUAUGAGAAAUCUUGCAGGCCAGAGUCUCGAUUUGGCUAUCCCAUUUGUAGUUACGUGGAUAUGGGAUGGACGAAUACCAUUGAAUCAGCUCAGGAGAUAUUCUGGAAACAAGCAGAUUUUGGUUAUGCAAAAGAACGCCUGCAUGAAUUACGGACUCUCUGCCAGCCUAUGGAAAAAGGUGAUUCCUGGCUAGUUUGCUCACGCUACCUUCAAUACUGCAGAGCAUCAAACUUAUACAUUGAUCUAAGACAAGUGAAGAGAAAUCAUGACAGAUUUAAGGAAAACUUCCUACAGAAAGGUGACAUAGGAGGUCAUUGUAAACUUGAUGUUCGCACAUUGAUGUCUGAAGGUCAACGUAAAAGCCCUCUACAGUCUUGGUUUGCUGAACUACAAACAUACACAGAGCUAAGCUUCAAACCUAUCGAAGAUGGCAAGUGUGACGUCAUAAUCGAAAAGCCAACCUACUUCAUGAAGUUAGAUGCAGGUGUUAACAUGUAUCACCACUUCUGUGAUUUUAUCAAUCUCUACAUUACUCAGCACGUUAACAAUUCCUUCAGUACAGAUGCCAACAUCAUCAUGUGGGAUACUAGCUCCUAUGGAUAUGGGGACUUGUUCAGUGAGACUUGGAAGGCGUUCACUGACCAUGACAUCAUCCAUUUGAAAGUGUAUGACUCAAAAACGGUCUGUUUCAGGGAAACUGUCUUUUCCUUACUUCCCCGAAUGAGAUAUGGAUUGUUUUACAACACACCACUGAUCUCAGGCUGCCAAAAUACUGGAUUAUUUCGCGCUUUUUCCCAGCACGUGUUGCACAGACUGAACAUCACAUGGGACGGACCACAGGAUGGAAAAAUCCGUGUCACCAUCCUUGCUCGAAGUACAGAAUAUCGGAAGAUAUUGAACCAGAACGAGCUUGUAAAUGCAUUGAAGACUGUGUCUGCGUUUGAGGUCCGAAUAGUGGAUUACAAAUACAAGGAGAUUGGCUUUUUGGAACAACUGAAGAUUACGCACAAUACAGACAUAUUUAUCGGCAUGCAUGGAGCUGGCCUGACUCAUUUGCUCUUCCUCCCAGACUGGGCUGUGAUUUUCGAACUGUACAACUGUGAGGAUGAACGCUGUUAUUUGGACCUAGCCAGGCUGAGGGGGAUUCACUAUGUCACCUGGAAGAAAAAGAGCAAAGUCUUCCCUCAAGAUAAGGGUCACCACCCAACUCUAGGAGAGCACCCCAAGUUUACAAACUAUUCUUUUGAUGUAGAAGAAUUUAUGUCUAUCGUCCUCUUGGCUGCAGAUCAUGUCUCUCAACACCCAAAGUGGCCAUUUAAGAAAAAACAUGAUGAACUAUGAAAAAGAAAUGUCAAUUUUUUCCCCACCCCAUCAAUUUCACCGGAGUGGAAUGGAAACCAACAAAAUUUAAAUACUUGAGCACCCAAGCUCACUAAUUUUUUAAACCAAAAAAGUGCCAAGUUUAUACCAAAAUGGACAUCUAGAAUGUCGAAGUGUUUGGACUAUGGUCUUUCUUGACCGAUCUUUCUGAUUUCUAUAUUGUUGCUAUUUAUCAAGAUGGUUAAGACUUUUGCACUGAUCAUUUUAAUUCUUCCAUUUUGUAAAUGUCUUCAGGCUCAUAAGAAUGGUCAAUUUUUUUGGUUAGUGAUAAUGACAGUUUCAUGGGUAAGUUACAGAGCAUUCUGUCCUCAGAAUCUGCCAAGUUUUUUUUUUUUUUUAGUUAUUUUCAGUUUUAUGAUAGGAUAGUGAUUGUAAUUUCAAACAUCACUUUAGCUUAUUUCUGAUAUAUUUGGAUUAAUAGGACCAUAGAUUUAGAGCCCAAAGGAAUCUUGGAGCCUAUAGGAGGGACAUGAAUUCUGAGAACUCAGACACUUACAGAGAAGGAAACUUACAAGAGUAGGGAACUUGGAGUCCAACUUCAAUCUAACAAAGAGAGUUGGUUUACAAGAGAAUAAUUCAUUUUGCAAAAGAGAAAAUUAUGACCCAGUGAGGUUAAGAGAAUUGCUUAGGAUCAACAGCUUAACAAGGGUCUGGGGGCAGAAUUUGAAUUCAGGUCUUAUUGAAUCCAAAUCUCUAUCCACCAUAUCUUUAACAAAGAACUUGUUCUUCUUCCCCAUAAACUAACCCUAACGUGGGACAUGGGAAAAAAUAGAAUUUCAAGUAUAAUAAGACAAUAAUUCCUUCAACCUUAGUUUGAUUUUUUCAGUCACCUAGUGGUGUCAAGUCUCCUGAGGUUAAAUUGCAUCCUAUGCAAUUGUGAUGGAAUGUAUAUUAACUAACAGGGGUCAACUUUUUUGUUUUUGUUUGUUUUUUGUUUUGUUUUGUUUUGCGGGGCAACAGGGGUUAAGUGACUUGCCCAGGGGUCACACAGCUAGUAAGUGUCAAGUGUCUGAAUCUGGAUUUGAACUCGGGUCUUCCUGAAUCCAGGGCUGGUGCUUUAUCCACUGCACCACCUAGCUGCCCUAGGGGUCAAGUUUUUAAUGUGAACUAUGCAUUGUAUGGCAAAGUAUUUAAUUUUUCUCGGUUAAGUAGCAAUAUUUUGGUUAACUUUUACCUUUAAUGAGGGAAAAUAACCCCCCCCAUCUUGUAAAUUGUCUCUUGUUAAAGAUGGAUUAGGUUCUGUUGUUGGGGUAGAUAAACCCCUACUUCUCUGGCUCACCACCUCCAUGGAAGGAUCCAAGUUUUAGGCCCUCAUAUGUUUGUGUAUUCAACCUGAUUGUCAAUGUCGAGCAUCUUUUUUUUUUUAAUUAAAAGAAGAAAGCAUCUAGUAGAUUAGAAGGUGCCACCAUUAUGAAAACAGGUAAGAUCUUAUUAAACUCUAUCUACAUAUGGAAAAAGUAUUAGGAUCAACUCUGCUAUUUAUGCCUUUCUGGGAUGCUUCAUUUCUGUUGUUAGAAUUCAUUCUGUUGCAAGAUGUGAAGUUUACAAUUGCCUAAACACUUGCAGAGUUUAAUUUCUGAGGCUCUCGACUGCCUUUUGUUAAAUGACUGUAAGUGACUUCCUAGAAGUUAGGCCUAUUAAUUCUACUGCCUAUGAGAAUCCAGAUGAAUGGCUGUCGCACUGACUGAUACACAGGUUGGUUUGGGCCCUAGAAAAAUCCUGUUCUCAGAAACUUGGCUGAUUGCAAUGGAUUUUCUAAUCAUGGUUGUUGCUGCUUUUCUAUGUGCAGAAUACCAAGGAAUUAUUCAGGAACACAUGCUUCACAAAAGGGAAAUGGAAAAACAAAGUCGCAUUUUAGAGCAAGAUCAAACAUUUUAAAUGCAGUAUUUCUGUAUUUGUGUUAUUACCUCAUUUUACAGAUGUGUCUAGGACAAUGCUGUUUUGUCAAAUAGCAUGAAUUUCAGAACGUUUAGCUUUUUUUUAGAGGAGCUCUAUAUUAUACUUUGCACAUAUUGUAGAGAGAAUGGUAAAUUUUAUAGAAACAGGAGAAUGCAUCUGAUAAUUUUGUGGUUAACUUAUCAGGCUUAAAAAAAUAGGAGCUGUUCUAGCAUUUGAAAUUUUACAAUUUUUCAAGUUUCAAAAUUUUAAAAUGAAAAGCCUGCUACUUUUAUUGAUCCAAAUUAUUGAGAUAAACCUGUAAAAAGCCUGUGAUGUCUUUUGCCCUUUUUUGGGGGGAGGGGGGAACAUGCUUUUGAAAUAAAUACUUUUUUUUGUAUUUUAUUUUGAAUGUCAGUUUUAUUUUUAAAAUUCUUUUUCUCUUUGAAUAUUAUGAGCUUCUUUCCUUGGGAAUCUUAUUUAAUUGGUUUGUGGCCCAUAAACUUUGCCUUGCUCAAGAGACCUUGCUUUGAACAGCCAGCAAAGGAAAAUACAACUUUCUCAGUGUUAUUAUGAAGUGACAAGAAUACCUGAAAUCUGGAGCCAUUUUCUUUUCUAUUACCAUUGUGAGUGACAUCAGAAAGUUGGGGUAACUUCACCAUUUAUAUGACCUCCUUUGUAUUUGUCUUUCCUAAGGAUUGAAUUUUGAUUACAGUUGAAUUCUGAUUUUUUCUCAGCUAUUUUCUGGAGAUUAAAAUAAGCACCUCACAGUUAUGACUCAUGGUGGUGGUGUGAGUCUGGCCAAGUCUCUUGACAUGUCAGGGUCUUAACAUAUAGCUUUCUAAAACUGAUGCUGAUUAUCAUAGGUAAAACAACUGUAUCUGAAACUCCCUGUGGGUAUACCGAGGAAAUCACAAAUCUGGUCCCUAUCCCCUCUCCCUUGGUGAUAUUAUCUGAAAAAAGAAUAAGGCUUCCAGACAUAUGUUAGAGGCAGCAUGGCAUGGUGGAUGGGGGACUGGCUUUAAGCUUAGGAAAACCUGGGUUCAAAUCCCAUCUCUGAUACAUAAUGGCUGGAGUCCUUUAACUUCCCAGUGCCCUAGGGAACUUUCUAAACCUCAAAGUGGCCAAUGAACUGCUGAUCUGUCUGGCUGAAAGGAGUUUCCAUUUCCACACUGGGAGUCCACUAUACUGAUAGAGCCAGAUGUCUCUUCUGCCUCCCCAAACAGAACAACAUAUAUCAUACAUAUAAUAUUAUACCAUACUACCACUUUAUAAUUGUUAUACUAUAUCAUAUUAUAUCAGAUAUAUGAAAUAAAAACAUACAAAAUGACAGAUGAUGUUUUCCUGCACUUUACUAGAUAAGGAUUAUUCAGUGAAAAAAUUUAUGAGAAUCAAACUUCUAACUGGGCUGUAUUUUCGCAAUGGUGCUUUAGAAAUUCCCAAAAGAAGGAGAAGUAGUGGUGGUGAUAGUAAUAGUAGUAGAUGAUUAAUACUCAUAGAAAACUCUUUUCCCAUUAGUGCCAGUAUCCCCUCCAUUAGUAUUAGUCACUACCCAUCAAUUGUCUUCUUAUAUGUGAUUUUUAUCCAUGUUCUCUCAUAUGUCUUCUAGAAAGGGUGGGCCCAAUCUGCUGGAAACCUUUGUUCGGUCUUUUGAUAUUCCAUGGGAACCAAAGAAGCUUGAGGGUGAGGAGUGGGGAUCUGUUACUCCAUCCUCUUCCUACAUUCCAUCCCCUUUUAUAAUCACAUAUUUCUUGGGUCUCCAUUUUUCCCCCUCGUGACAAUUUUUACUGAAUGUAAUAAUAAAGCUUUAUUAAAUUUUCUUUUUUAUUAUUCUGAACUUGACAAACACCGACCAAUAUGAACAUCUCUACAUCCAAAGAAAAGAAGCAAAAAGAGGGUUAGAUACAAAACUGAAACCAUUAUACAAAGCUUGUUUUUUAAAGUAUUAUUAGAUAUGUUAAUAUCAAAUAUUAAUAAAGAUAUUAAAUUUAA
Messenger RNA from Dromiciops gliroides (monito del monte), 6206 nucleotides. It is a transcript of the gene EOGT, whose product is annotated as EGF domain specific O-linked N-acetylglucosamine transferase. The transcript is spliced from 19 exons. Gene Ontology annotation, cellular component: endoplasmic reticulum lumen. The record is from RefSeq and is a predicted model, not a curated record. Gene Ontology annotation, molecular function: protein N-acetylglucosaminyltransferase activity. Bases 720 to 2300 code for a protein of 526 amino acids. NCBI's taxonomy places the organism in Eukaryota, Metazoa, Chordata, Mammalia, Microbiotheria, Microbiotheriidae.